GGUCUCCGCCGCCUCGCUGGGGGGUUGGGAGUAGGGUUUUCGACGGAGUGCAGCGACCUGAGGAUCUUUAGGCGCCGCCAAGGAGUGGCGUCCGCUGUGGGGCCCGCGACAUCGGCAAAAAAUUGUGUUUUCCCCCGAAAUCGGCAAAAAAAAGAGCUGAAAUUUUUCGAUGGAUUAUUACACUUCUCUACUAAAUGAGGGAUCAUUGUCUGAUAGUGGUCUAGUAGAUGAAAAUCCCAGUCAAUCUGUUAUGCCAGUUGAGUCAACUGAAAAUAAUGUUUUUAGAAAAACCGGACGGACGAAAAACUUCACCGUGGAAGAAGACAUUCUACUUGUAUCUGCAUGGCUCAACAUAAGCACGGAUGCAGUGCAAGGGAUCAAUCAAAAAAAUGAAAGAUAUUGGCAAAUGGUGCAUGGUUACUUCCAUCAAUUCAAGAAUUGUGAAUCUCAACGGACGGCAAGUUCUUUAAUGAAGCGUUGGUCGUUAAUUCAACUUUCUGUAAAUAAAUUUUGUGGCUACUAUGCUCAAAUUUCAGCAAGGCAACAAAGUGGUAUUAGUGAGAGCGAUAAGGUAUGUCAAGCAGUGGAAUUGUACACGAGCAUCCAAAAACAUCCAUUUCAAUUUCUUCAUUGCUGGAGAGAAUUAAAAGAUGCACCAAAGUGGAGAAUUGAUAGUUCUAAAAAAAAAUCUAAAACUCCAUACAAAUCUGGUCAUGCAAGUUCUAGUCCUGCAAGUUCCAUUCCUUCAAGUCCAGAUACAAUAAAUUUGGGAGAAGAUGAUAUUGCUCGUGAUACCUUUUCCGAAGGAUUGGAAAGACCAAUAGGAAGAAAAGCUACAAAGGAACUGUUAAGAAAGGGAAAGGGAAAACGUGAGUUUGAUACAAGUAUGCCUAUGGCAUAGAAAUUUGAAGAGUUCGUUGAAAAGCUUGAUGUGAACAAUCAGAAGAGACAAGAACAACUUGACAGAAUAUAUGUUCAAGAACAAGAGAAGAUUCUUAUUAAGAAAGAAAAACUUCGAUUGGAACAACAAAGAGAAGAUGAAAGAAUCAUGUCAAUUGAUACUAGUAACAUGGAUCCAAUGCAAGCAGAAUAUUACAAACAACUCAAGA
Messenger RNA from Asparagus officinalis (garden asparagus), 1109 nucleotides. Its product is annotated as glutathione S-transferase T2-like. NCBI's taxonomy places the organism in Eukaryota, Viridiplantae, Streptophyta, Magnoliopsida, Asparagales, Asparagaceae. The record is from RefSeq and is a predicted model, not a curated record. The coding region runs from base 170 to 901 and encodes 243 amino acids. The transcript has 3 exons.